AUGGGAUGUACCAGUGCCGCGCGCUUCCUUGCUGCGCUUGGCAUAUUCGACUUCCCGGUGUAUGGCCUUGCGACGUAUGGUACAAAAGGCCUGUGCUGCUUCAUCGUGGAUGUCGACCGAGAUGGCACCGAGUUCGACAUAGCUGAAGAAACUGGAAUCCUCCGUUGUGCCGACUUCUUCGGCAUGGUAAACAGGAGCGCGGCGGAUCUACUCGCCCGAUUCGAACAAGCCAAGCCAUCGUUAUCAGAGCGUUUGAAGUCCGAGGAAGGCAGGGCGUCGCUCAGUUGGACCUCACGGUCGCAG
Messenger RNA from Dichomitus squalens LYAD-421 SS1, 303 nucleotides. RefSeq lists its product as uncharacterized. NCBI's taxonomy places the organism in Eukaryota, Fungi, Basidiomycota, Agaricomycetes, Polyporales, Polyporaceae. The record is from RefSeq and is a predicted model, not a curated record. The annotation marks the transcript as partial. The transcript is spliced from 2 exons.